Messenger RNA from Labrus mixtus (cuckoo wrasse), 4373 nucleotides. It is a transcript of the gene tmem39a, whose product is annotated as transmembrane protein 39A. Lineage: Eukaryota; Metazoa; Chordata; Actinopteri; Labriformes; Labridae. Bases 409 to 1890 code for a protein of 493 amino acids. Gene Ontology annotation, cellular component: endoplasmic reticulum membrane. The record is from RefSeq and is a predicted model, not a curated record. The transcript has 9 exons. Gene Ontology annotation, biological process: negative regulation of autophagosome maturation; negative regulation of autophagosome assembly.
UCUGAUGACGUCUCGGCGAGAGGAGGUGCGGGUUUGCCACGUCGGUCUCUGUGCAACGCAUUUACACUGUUGCUCCUGUAGCCCAGUGCUAACUUUUAAAGCCCUUUUAUGUUUUCGUCUGAAGCGAGAGCGACCCUCCAGCAUUGUCUGCACCGUUGUAGCUUAUCUUCAAACCAGUGCAGUCGUGGAAAUUGAAGCUCGAAGGCGGAGAAAUGCUCGGUGCUGUCUGGACUCGUCAGGCUGGAAGCCACACAACUGACUGAUGCAUCCUCGUUCAGUACACCCCCCGUAUGUUGUCGAUGUUGUUGGCCUGGUUGUACAUGGUGGCUUAUUGAGGAGACAGGGGAGGAGUCCUAGCGGCUGUCGGUUGGUGGGCGGCAUCCCUGGUUGCCACGGUAACUGGCGACCAUGCCAGGAGGCCGCAGGGGUCCCAGCAGACAGCAGCUAAGUCGCUCUGCUCUGCCGUCCCUGCAGACUCUGGUUGGAGGCAACCUCAGCAAUGGUACAGGCCUCAGGAACAGAAGCAGUAACUCAGUGGGUCUGUCUGCCCCCCCUCUGUCGGCCCUCAUCAGUCCUGAACCGGUCCGUCACUCAAGGAUUCCCGAACUGCCGUUGGACAGCAGUCUGCUGUUUGAGUUCCUGCUCUUCCUGUAUUUGCUGGUUGCCUUGUUUGUCCAGUACAUAAACAUCUACAGGACUGUUUGGUGGUACCCAUACAGCCACCCUGCUGCCUCUACCUCUCUUAACUUCCAUCUAAUGGACUACCACCUGGCGAUCUUCAUCACAGUCAUGUUGGCCCGGAGGCUUGUUUGGACGAUAGUUUCAGAGGUUUCUCAGAGCAGCGGUGGAUCACUGUUCAGAUACGUGGUUCUGAUCACAGCCCGGCUCUCCCUGCUCACCAUGUGUGGCUGGGUGCUGUGCUGGACGCUGGUCAAUCUGUGCAAGAACCAUUCAGUGCUAAACCUCCUCUUCCUGGGAUACCCAUUCGGUGUGUACGUCCCGCUCUGUUGCUUCCAUCAGGAGGGAGGGAAAAGCCAAACGGCAACGACUGACUGCGACUAUCCAGCCGACCAUCUGCAGACCGACCUGACAGAGACCCCGUUCUUUAGACCACGGGACUUCCUCUUCCUGUUACGGGAGAACCUCAGAGAGCAGUUUUCCAGCCCUCCGCACAUGCCCAUACACACCUGUCCGCCACACACACAUUCUCACACGCCAGAAUUGAUCAGAGCGGAGGUGGAGGAGCUGAAGAGUGACUUCAACCGGCGAAUUAAAGAAGUGCUGUUCAACUCGCUGUUCAGUGCGUACUAUGUCGCCUUCCUGCCUCUCUGCUUCGUCAAGAGCACGCAGUACUAUGACAUGCGCUGGUCAUGUGAGCAUCUGAUCAUGGUGUGGAUCAAUGCGUUUGUGAUGCUCAUGAGUCAGCUGCUCCCCCCCAGCUACUGCGACCUGCUCCAUCGCUCGGCGGCUCACCUGGGCCGCUGGCAGAAACUGGAGCACGGCUCCUAUAGCAACGCACCUCAGCAUUUGUGGUCAGAAAGCACCAUUUGGCCUCAGGGCGUGUUGGUACGACACAGUCGAAGUCUGUAUAAGGCAGUCGGAACCUAUAACGUCGCUCUGCCCUCUGACGUUUCCCAUGCAAGGUUUUAUUUUCUUUUCCACAAGCCAUUGCGGAUCCUGAACCUGCUGAUCUGGAUCGAGUCCAGUGUGGUUUUGUACCAGUUAUACUCUCUGCUGCGCUCCGAGCGCUGGAACCACACCCUCUCUCUGGGCCUUAUUCUCUGCUGCAACUACUACGUCCUGUUCAAACUUCUCCGGGAUCGCAUAGUGCUGGGCAAAGCCUACUCCUACCCUCUGUCCUCUAACGGUUUGGGGCUCAAGGCGCAGUAAACACUCUUCACAGUGAGACCUCACCUAUGAACUCUGCAGGUGGAGGGGAGAUGGGUUGGUUGGGGUCGGGGGGGGGGGGGGAGGACAUGACGGUUGACUGGCGCUCACGCCCGGAGGCUGAGGGACAGACUGUGAACUCAUCCUGUUUUGAUACGGUUCUAUUUUUAAUGCAAUGUUUAUAUAAACCUAUUUAAAAGAAUAUUUUUAUUUUGUAUACUAUUUCGAGUUACGCCGGGCAUUACCGUGCUUACGACAUUAGCAUGUUGUGUUAUGUUGUUGCCAGGCGACAGAGAAGUCAGGGAAUGCCAGGAGGUGACUUUCACCAAAGAUAUUUUAAGUGCAGGUGGCCAAUCACAAGAGGACUUGACUUCUGAUGGUCACUUUAACCAGACAAUUGAUGUAGAGCAGUGGAUGAGGCACUGAUCAGGCUGCUUUUCUCCAACUUGAGUCUUAAAGCUACAAUGUAGAACCAGUGAGAGACGUGCCGCCCUUUUGAGGUGGCAACAAGCAGGAGGACACUGCUCUCAACAUCUUCAGUUUUGUUUCACUGGUGAAUUUGAAUUUUUAAGGCACUUGCCGGUAUUCUCUUUCUGGAAGAGUGUAAACCAGAAGAUGGAGAUCUGUCAUUUAACUGUCCAUCAAAUAUGGGGCACAGCACACCAGCUAAAAGACAGGUAACAGGUACCCUGGCUCUGCCCAAAGGUACAAAAUCUAUCCAGCAGCUCCUCUUAACACCGAAACAGGUUCUGUCUCUUGGUUACAUUCAAAUCAAAGUGUUAAAAAUGACAGUAGUAUAACAGGCUACAAUUUCUUGGCACCAAUUAGAUUGGAGUAAGUGACUAUUACUGGUCGAGAAAUUGUCUGGCAUUUAACACACCAAAACACAAGAUUAUCUUCCUCUCACUUAGAUUUUUGUAAAAUCACUGAUGAUAAGGGAGUGUGAGAGAUGCUGGUGGGCAGAUUAUGUAACCGCUGACUCCCAUUGUUUAUUGGGAAGAUAACCAGCUGCCCACUGUAGCUUCUUAUUUGAUAAGCAGAUAUCAUGGUGGUAAAGAUCCUUCAAUUUAAAUCACAGCUAGAAAGUGCACAGUUGUAUUUGGCCAAAUGUAGAAUUUUCCUUUGAAGCUGAGCCUCUGGAGGGAUUUUUUCCUUUUUUACAAGAAGUGUAAUAAAAGUUCCUUUUAAGCUGACUUGAGAUCAGUGUGUUGGAAAAACACUGUCAGUGGUCUUAUCUUCUGCUCUACAGAGAAUGCUGUAUUAUCCUCAUCCACUUUGUUUAACUAUCAGUAUCCUUUUUUUUCCCACAUCAUUGUCUUUCUGGAGUGCAGCAGUGUUCACAAACUUCACCCAGGUUAAGAGAGAAAAGGGAUUGGCACACACUUGGCAUCUUUGAUGUUAAAGUACACCUAAAAAUUGUCAAAAAGGGUUUGAUCCCAAGGGAUUUCUAUAUUUAAAGAUAAUCUUUGACUGAUUCGUGUCUGAAAAGUUCAUACAGUCACAUUGUUUAAAUCAUAAUAGGAUUGAGGCCCAUUUAACUUUUCUUUGGGGAUUCAAUAAAGAUAACAAAGACGGCAAAUUAUUAAGUUUUCCUUUUCAUUCAGCUAUGGAACCUAUCCCUUCUCCCACUGCUAAUAUACCAUUGUCAUCACUCUCUCAUUUGGAUCUGAGAGCAGGGGAUGUUUAAUAGAGACCAAAUCAAAGGGUGAAGACAGCUUUAGGUGAUGGACUCUGUGUCACCUCAUCGGUUUAUGUAUUCUGUUACCAGAUAUGUGUUACAAACAGGUUGCCUUGCAUGUUGUUGCCUUUCUGUUCAGUCACACCUGGUAAACACUCUAAUUCUCAAGGUUCCUCCUCAUGAACCUCCACCUCUUCAUCACAGGCUCUAAUCUCCAGUGGCUACAUAACUUCAGGCAGUAUGGAGGAUUAGUGUUCAGUUAUCAGAGAAAGUCAAUACAAGAUGAGCAGCCUUUUUUUUUUUUUUCUUUUUUUUUUACCAGCAGGUAAACUCUUGAGAAGAAUAUCUGAGAAUCAAUAUUUCCUGAGCUUCUGUGAAUUUCACAGAAUGCUCCUGGCGAGUUUCAGAUUGAGUGUAAAUGAGGCGAAGUAAAGUACUUUUGAGAUAAAUGUGACUGAAUUACCUGUGCUGUUCUGCGCCUCAACAGAGGUGAGAGGAAUCUGCGAUUAUACACACAUGAACAGGUCUCCAUCAUUCUGCUUUGUCUGCAAACUCUUAAACUCUUAAAUCGGCUAAUUGGUGCUUGUGUUUAUGUUGGCUGUCUUUUUCCACUUGAAUGUAGCAAAAAAUUCAACUGAAUGUUGCUGUUGACUUGAAUUGGCAUGUUUUGUUGCUGGUAGAUUGAGCCUCAAUUGAGCACCGACCACAGAAAUAUAAUUUUGUAACUGAUGACUUUUAAUGAUCCCUUAUUUCAUGCACACAGAGGAAUAAACUAAGGUUGCAUUAAACCUGCCAGUUACAACUUGAA